This is a messenger RNA of Babesia ovata, 741 nucleotides long. RefSeq lists its product as uncharacterized. The transcript has 2 exons. NCBI's taxonomy places the organism in Eukaryota, Apicomplexa, Aconoidasida, Piroplasmida, Babesiidae. The coding region runs from base 1 to 741 and encodes 246 amino acids. The record is from RefSeq and is a predicted model, not a curated record.
AUGGUCACUGGUGCGGAAGACUGGAGUGACGUCCAGUGUCACGCCCGGCUGCCAGAAGCACGCAGCGCCGACGGCGUCCUCGAAGGCCGCCUUACGGUGCUCAACGCUCUGAGUCCAGUCACAUAUGAACUGGUAGAAGAAAGCGAACAGGUCGUCUGGCGUCCGGGGCGGGCGGGUGAGGAGGCAUUCCAGGUAGCCGCACAGCCUGGCGAAGGGCGACGAUGCGCCGCCGCAGAAAGCGCCGAGAACGUCCAUGAUGCGUCGGCCUGUACCCGCACGAGAGGCCAGCCUGGUGUCAUUGGGGGACAGCUGGUGAGGGAGGAAGCCCACCAGGCCAUCCUCGAGGAACGACUGGAGCGGCGACUUGACGCCGCACUUGGGAUGCUGGUCACACGCUUGGUUGGCAUUUUGGUUGGUCAUUUGGUUACCAGUUUGGUUGGCAUUUUGGUCAACCUUUUGGGGACACUCUUGGUUAGGACACUGCAUGGUGUUGCACUUCCACGACGAUCCUCCGACGCCGCGGCCGUACCAGCAGUCGAGCCAUCCGCCGUGCCGGGCGUUGUAGAGGCACCGGCGGUAGAGGAGAUACAGCUGGUGGUGGAGGCGUUUGAGCACAUCGUACAGCAGGCAGAGCAAAGCGUCCGCGUCGCCGGGGUAGAGCAGGCCUCCGGGGUUUGUGUUGAAGUCGCAGGCGUAUAUGCCACCUGCGUGGCCGUAGCCGAGCAAUGUGGUGAGCACUGA